This is a messenger RNA of Eimeria tenella, 405 nucleotides long. RefSeq lists its product as uncharacterized. The transcript has a single exon. The record is from RefSeq and is a predicted model, not a curated record. Lineage: Eukaryota; Apicomplexa; Conoidasida; Eucoccidiorida; Eimeriidae. Bases 1 to 405 code for a protein of 134 amino acids.
AUGCGCCGCGCCAGCGAGGUGAGCGACUCUUUCGAGGACAGCAGCAGCGAGCAGCAGCAGCAGCAGCAGCAGCAGCACUGCCGCAGGAGGACCCGCAAGCAAAGGAGGCGCUCUAGAAGCGACAAAUACAGGAAGCAGCAGCAGCAGCAGCGGCAGCGCAGCGGCUCGCCCUGCGAGCAGCAGCUCCGGGCAGCAGCAGCAGCAGCAGCAAGCCGCGGCAGGAGAGACGCAGCAGCAGACGAGCAGCAGCUGACUUGGGAUGUUGCUGCUGCUGCUCUUUCAAGGGGCAGCAGCAGCAGCAAAGCUGCAUGCAGCAAAUUCUUAACUGCAGCAGCAGACUGGCUCCUCGAGCUGCUGCUGCCCCUGUGGGAGGACUUCAGGGGAUCGACGCUCGUAAGCGCUUAG